Molecule: messenger RNA, 1212 nt
Organism: Rotaria socialis
Lineage: Eukaryota; Metazoa; Rotifera; Eurotatoria; Philodinida; Philodinidae
Source: the annotation of a GenBank genome assembly
AUGGAGUUGAUACGCCUAGCUGACAGAUUUUCUGGUUUUCUCUCCAUAGCUAAUGUUCGUGCUAAAGCUAAUGAUUUUAUUGUUGAUCGUUUGAGUUACAAAUUUACAUCAGGUAUCUUGUGUGCAUUUGCAUUUUUUUGUGGUGUAAGAUCAAUUUAUACGGUGCCUAUUAUUUGUUGGAUACCGGCUCAAUUAAGACGGUAUGAAAGAGCAAUCACAGCAUAUUGUUAUGCAAAUAAUACAUAUUAUGUACCGGAUGAUAGACGUGUACCAUCGACUGCGAAUGAACGGUACGACAGUUUGAUUAUAUAUUAUCAAUGGUUGCCAUGGAUCCUUGCAGUUCAAGCAUUUUUCUUUUAUUUGCCAAAAUUAGUAUGGUAUUUAGCACUGGCAGGUAGUGGACAAAAUGUGAGAUCUUUACUAGAAGCUGCAACUAAACUAUCUAGUGUACCUAGUUUCGGAAAGAAAAUAUCACUAUCAGCAUUACGUGAAGACCAACUCGUUUAUUUAAAUUCACAAUUAUUUCGUCGAGACAAAGGAGAUUCUAUACAUCACGUUGUACAAGGUCGUAGUCGACUAUAUACAUGUUAUUUUAUACUGUGUUAUUUAGGUGUAAAACUUUUAUAUUUCUUAAAUUGCCUAUUACAAAUUUGUUUCAUUCAUCUUAUGAUUGGUUCACGUACAUUAGACACAAACAGUUUUAAUCAUCUAAAACAUGAUGUAUUAGAGAAGCAUUUUAUUGGUCAAUUUGUAAAUAAAUUGAGUUCAGGUGUAUCCGAACUAAUCGAUACAAGUUCAUUUCCAAAACGAACACUCUGUGAUUUUACAUUUCGUGAAUUAGCAUCCAAUCAUGCAUAUACCGUCGAAUGUAUACUACCGUUAAAUAUAAUUGUUGAAAAAAUGUAUGCAUUCUUAUAUAUUUGGUUUAUUUUAUUAGCAUUUAUUAUUUUUAUUGAUUUUUUCAAAUGGAUUGGAUAUUUAACACAUUGUCUUGUUAGUAGUGAUAAAACACGUGAACAUUACAUACGAACACAUCUUAUUGAUCAAAAACAAUAUACUUCCGAUGCUAUCAGAGCGUUUACCAAAGAUCAUUUUACUGGCAACAAUUACUUUUUACUGAAACUUUUAUCAAAAAAUAUUUCUACUUUUGUUGUUGUUGAUAUGUUAGAUUAUUCUUUUAAAACAAAUGCAAGUAAUAAAAAAGAGAAGUAA